Messenger RNA from Myxocyprinus asiaticus (Chinese sucker), 608 nucleotides. RefSeq names its product dehydrogenase/reductase SDR family member 7B-like. Gene Ontology annotation, cellular component: membrane. The record is from RefSeq and is a predicted model, not a curated record. NCBI's taxonomy places the organism in Eukaryota, Metazoa, Chordata, Actinopteri, Cypriniformes, Catostomidae. The coding region runs from base 10 to 321 and encodes 103 amino acids. The transcript is spliced from 4 exons.
ACAGACGUGAUGGUGUUUAUCAGAUGGGCUCCAGUUACCGAUUGUGCACGGGUGUUUCAUGCUGCAGGGGCCCGACUGAUCCUGUACGGACAGGACCAGAAGAAACUGCAGGAGGUGGUUGAGGAACUGAGAGCUAAACCUAAUAGAAAGAUUGAGACUUAUAAUCGUUGCACUGUCACCUUUGUCCUCUCCAACACAGCGUUGGUUGCCAGCGCAGCCGAGGAGAUUUUGAAGUGCCAUGGUCAUGUGAAUGUCUUCAUCAACAAUGCAGGCAUUAGUUACCGUGGCAACAUCCUGGACACCCACGUCUCUUUUCAGUGAGAUGUCAUGGAGACCAACUAAUUUGGUCCUGUUACUCUUACUCAAGCCAUUCUGCCCUCUAUGGUAGAUAGACACAGUGGACAUAUUGUGGUCAUCAGCAGUGUGCAAGGAAAGAUCGCCAUACCACACAGAUCUGCAUGUGAGUAUUCAAGUAUGUCCAGGUCACAUUUUACUCCAAAACCAAAAGAAAAAGAGAAGUCAUAUUUUGCAUUAAGAAAAUGUAGUAUACUAUUAGAACCCUUAGAAUUUUCUGCAUUGUGACAUUAUUUUUAGGAAAAUUAAGCAUA